AUGUCUAUCCCAACUACUCAAAAGGCCGUGAUCUUCGAAACCAACGGUGGUCCAUUGGAAUACAAGGAUAUUCCAGUUCCAAAGCCAAAGCCAAACGAAUUGUUGAUCAAUGUCAAGUACUCUGGUGUCUGCCACACUGAUUUGCACGCCUGGAAGGGUGACUGGCCUUUGGACACCAAAUUGCCUUUGGUGGGUGGCCACGAAGGUGCAGGUGUCGUUGUUGCUUUGGGUAGCAACGUCAAGGGAUGGAAAGUCGGUGACUAUGCUGGUAUCAAGUGGUUGAACUCCUCUUGUAACAACUGUGAGUUCUGCCAGACCACCAACGAGUCCAACUGUCCAGAUGCUGACUUGUCUGGUUACACCCACGACGGUUCGUUCCAGCAAUACGCUACUGCUGAUGCUAUUCACGCUGCCAAGAUUCCUCAGGGAACCGACUUGGCUCUUGUUUCUCCAAUCUUGUGUGCUGGUAUCACCGUGUACAAGGCAUUGAAGACUGCCAACUUGAAGGCUGGCGAGUGGGUCGCUGUCUCUGGUGCUGGUGGAGGAUUGGGUUCCUUGGCCAUCCAGUACGCCACUGCAAUGGGUUACAGAGUUGUUGGUAUUGACGGAGGUGCUGAAAAAGGCGAGUUUGUCAAGUCUUUGGGCGCAGAGGCCUUUGUCGACUUCACGCAAUCCAAGGACAUUGUUGCUGACGUCAAGAAGGUUACUAACGGUGGACCAAAGGGUGUUAUCAACGUUUCUGUCUCCGAGAAAGCCAUCAGUCAAUCUGUUGAGUACGUAAGAUCUACUGGUACCGUUGUUUUGGUCGGUUUGCCAGCUGGUGCCAAGGUCACUGCUCCUGUGUUCGACUCUGUCGUCAAGUCUAUCAGCAUCAGAGGCUCUUACGUUGGUAACAGAGCCGACUCUGCUGAAGCCAUUGAGUUCUUCACCAGAGGCUUGAUCAAGUGUCCAAUCAAGAUUGUGGGCUUGUCUGAAUUGCCAAGUGUCUACAAGUUGAUGGAAGAGGGCAAGAUCUUGGGCAGAUACGUCGUUGACACUUACAAGUAA
This is a messenger RNA of Clavispora lusitaniae ATCC 42720, 1047 nucleotides long. RefSeq names its product alcohol dehydrogenase (gene ADH2). Gene Ontology annotation, cellular component: cytoplasm. NCBI's taxonomy places the organism in Eukaryota, Fungi, Ascomycota, Pichiomycetes, Serinales, Metschnikowiaceae. The record is from RefSeq and is a predicted model, not a curated record. Gene Ontology annotation, molecular function: alcohol dehydrogenase (NAD+) activity; zinc ion binding.